AUGUACAAAGUGUUACGUUCGUAUUCCAAAAAGGCGGAACGUAAGCAUGAAUUAACUCGUUCAACUGGUAACACAGUCGACAAAGUUAACGGUUAUUCGGCAACUGAUGGUUCAUCUCCAAUCUAUAGUGUAUCACCAUCAUAUGGAGUAAGUGGUGGUACAAUUGUGGAAGAUGUACGUAAUGGUCAAGUUGUUCCAAUAGAUAGAAAUGGACGAUUUGAAACAGCAUGGCCUAGUGGACAGGCAUUCUCGGAGAGUUCUUCCUAUGAGGCACGAGAACAUUUUGAGCAUAAAGUUCAGCGUGUUAAGAAAACACGCGGUGAACGAGAUAGUAAUCGGAAAUCGAAGAAGAGCAGAGUGUCAGAAGUACUGUCCAGUACAGAUGGUGUUUCAGCACGAGAUGCUCUAUUGCAAUGGGCACAAGAUGUUACACGCGGAUAUCCCGGUGUUAAUAUUCGCAACUUUACCAGCAGUUGGAGAGAUGGUUUAGCCUUCAAUGCUAUCUUGCAUCGUUAUCGACCAAAUCUUAUACAGUGGAGUAAAAUAAUUGGCGAAAGUGUAUCAGCUCGUGAUCGUCUGAACAAUGCAUUUGCAGCAGCUGAGAGUGAAUUUGGUGUUUCUAGACUAUUGGAUGCAGAAGAUGUUGACGUAGAUGUGCCGGAUGAGAAGAGUAUCAUCACUUACGUCUCUUCACUCUACAACGCUUUACCACAUACUAGUGAAUUGAGCAAAUACGAGGAUGUGAUGCAUGAAUAUGAACGUGAAGCAGCGGAAUGGUUACAGUGGGUACAGCGAGCCACACGUCUAAUGGAUGAUCGUCAGCUACCAACAAAUUUGGGAGAGUUACGACGAUUGGAACAUGACUUGGAACGAUUCAAAUCUGAAGAUUUACCACCAAAAGCGCGUGAAAAACAACGUUUAGCAGAUCAUUACGCUGAACUUCAUCAACUUUUCGAACGUACCGAACAUUUGCAUAUUCCUGCAGAGUUAAGCACACAAAGUCUGGAUCGAUCUUGGCAGCGACUACUUCGAUCACUCAACGAACGAUUCAGUUUGAUCGAAGAACAAGCUGGAGUUCAGGGUUCAACAACUGAUAUUAUUAGUCGUUUGGCGCGUGGUAUUGGCAUAACGAAUGAAAAGUUGGAUCAUAUUUUGAAUAGAAUUGAAGAUGCGGAAUCACGAAUUGAUACAUUACGACCAGCAGAUUUGCAACGUCUCAUUGAUGGAAUUAUUGAUGAUCUUAUAGCACUGGAAGGACCGAUUACUGGAUUUUUUGAAGAUGUAGAUCAGCUUAAACGUUUACGUCAUCCGGAAUCGAAUGAUUAUUAUCAACAGGUAUAUGGAUUAGAACAACGCCGCCAGGCUUACCUGUCAAGAUUACGGACACAAUUUGUGACACGUCUUGGUAUUCGAACGGAACAACUGUUGCGGGAGAACGAGCAACGACGUGAAUCAAUACGUCGUACAACGUAUGGUCGCGUAGAAGAUUGCGUGCAAUGGAUUCGUUCACGUCUGAAGAAGUUAUCGGAGAUGGAAUUUGUCGAGGAUUUGGAGCAGUUGGAGAGAAUGUUUGAAGAACACAAAGUUGACAACCACGAAAUACAGGACUUUCGUCAGAGUGUUGACGAAUGUAUCGCUAGACAGGCAGAGAUAUCUGCGGAAGAUACUCAUGAAUACUGCGAAUUGCUCAGUAUAUUGGAAAGCGAAUAUCAGCAGUUGCGGGAUUUAUCAGCCGGGCGUAUGCUUGAUUUGGAUACUUUGAUUGCAUUUAUUCGUGGAGCACAGCACGAAAUUGUAUGGAUUAAUGAAAGGGAAGAUAUUGAAGUUUCUCGAAAUUGGUCCGAUAUCAAACAGCUUGAUGUACCGAUGCUACAGAAUUAUUACAAACAGCUUCUUCAUGAAAUCGAACUUCGAGAGCCACGUUUCAACGAUGUGCACAACAAAGGCGCAGCUCUGCUAAAUCAAGGUCAUCCAGCGAUCCACGUAAUUGAAUUUUAUCUGAAUGCAAUGCAGCGGAAGUGGGAUUGGUUGCUAGCACUGUCGAAAUGUCUUGAACAACACCUGCGCGAUGCGCUCAAUCUUAAUGUGUUCAUGGAAGAUGCAAGUGCUGCAGAGGAAUGGAUGAUUAAGCAAUCUGAAAUGUUGGGAAGGAAAUACAAUAGAAAUGAAUUUUCAUUGGAAGAGGGCGAACAAAUGUUGCGUGAGUUGGCUGAAAUCAAUGAACUGAUCAAAAAAUAUCAUAGUAUUCUGAUGACACUUACCGAACGAAGUUCCCAAAUUUCACCCCUUUGGCAACGUGGUGAGCGAAUUCACAGACCAAUUCCGGUUGUCGCUUUAGCUGAUUACAUCGAUAAAGAUAUUACAAUUAGAGAAGGCGAUGAAUGUAUCUUAAUCGACAAUUCGGAUCUGAUACACUGGAAUAUUCGUGGACCAGGUGGUGCAGAAGUUUUGGUACCAUCUGUGGUUUUUCGUAUUUUACCACCAGAUGCUCGCAUUACCACAUACCUUAAUCGAUUACAUACAAGUCUGGAAAAGUUACGCCGUCUUUGGGGACAUAAACAUCGAAUGGUACGAUACAAUAUGGUGCUAAAUACAAUGGCUCAGAUACGUAGUUGGGAUUUGAACACUUUUGCUGCAAUGACUCCAGAGGAAAGAGAUGCAAUCAUCAAAGCUUUGAAUGAUGAUGCUAACAAACUGAUUUCCGAAUUGGAACCGAAUGAUCCAUUAGCAAUGCGACUUAAAGAAGAACUGAAAUUAACUAAUGAGCAUUUCUACGAUCUUCUAAAUCAAAUGAAUCGUCCCAAGGAACCCGAAGUUGGAGCUCAGUUUGAUGCGAAAAUUGCGGAGUUGCUUAAUAAACUUGAUGAAGCAUAUCGGAAUCUGAAUGAUCGGGUUAUGCAGAAUAUUCCAAGAUCACGAGAGGAGCUUGAAAGACUGACCAUUGCACAUAAGGAUUUCGAAGAUGGAUUGCAAGCAUUCGACGUUGAUGUAUCAACUGUUAAUGAGCUGUUUCGACAAAUUCCUGAACCAACACCAUCACAACGAGCUAAUUUCGAUCGUCUAAGUGGCCGUUGGGAAGAUUUGUGGGAGCUGUCAAGAAUGUAUGUUGAACGAUUAAAGUCGUUGGAAGCUGUGUUAAAUGGACUCGUCGAGGUAACUGAUAUUGUACGACAGCAUGAAAUUAUGCUCAAUUCAUUUGAUGAUAUGCCAGCCUCUUUGGAUAAGCUGCGAGGCGUUCAUUCGCAAUUGCUUGAAUUGAAUAUGGUACUGCAACAACAACAGACAAUCGUUGAUGCUCUCAAUCGUAAUAUUGCCCUACUACGUCAGCACGUUUCACGAACUCGCCAAUCACCAAAUCAUCCAGAUGUCGAUCGACUAGAAGACGAGGUGCAAAUAUCGACCGUUCGAUGGGAAAAUGUUUGUUCGCAGGUCGUUGAUCGCUUAAAAAUUGCUGAACAUGCUUUGCAAACACAAAUGGUUUACCGUACCGAAUAUGAUAAUGAAAUCAGAUGGCUUGAUAACGUCGAAGCGACCAUUAAUAGUUUACGCAAACCUGAAGAACUUCGGCCAGAGCAGUACCAACAACAAUUGGACCAACUUAUUGCCGAAUAUUCUCAGUUACAGGAACGUACUGAGGCAGUAGAAAAUGUGAACCGUGAAGGAGGAAAAUUCAUUCGUGAAGCGAAGGGUUAUGAUAAUCGUUUGGUGCAGUACAUGGAAAAUAUCAUCAAUAUUCACGGUCCCGAUAUCCGUAAUAGCUUCCGUCGUUCGAUACCGCAACCGAAAAAUGGAGUCCAACAAGUAACGGAAGAAUUAGAACAUCUAAAUAGGCGAUUUGCGCAGCUGAGCUCACUAAUACUUGAACGCCGCAAUAUAAUGCAAGUACUAAUUCAGAAUUGGAAGCGAAAAAAACAGGAAGAAGACGAACGAAGACGAAUUGAAGAGGAGGAAAAACGUCGGCAAUUUGAAGCAGCUCGGUUGAAAGCAUUGGAGGAUGCUGAUCGCCUCCGGAAGCAACGUAAAGCUGCUGAAGAUGCACAUCGAGCAGCUGAAGAAGCUGAUCGUUUACGUCGUGAACACGAAGCUGCAGAAGAUGCACGUAGAAGGGCGGAAGAUGCUAGACGUAGAGCUGCAGAAGAUGCAGCUAGACGUAGAGCCAUAGAAGAUGCAGCUAGACGAAAAGCAGAAGAGGAUGCGGAACAGGAAAUGAAAAGAAAAGAUGAAGAGCGUCGUCGUCGAGAAGACGAAGAGCGUCGUCGUCAAGAAAAUGAGCGUCGUCUUCGAGAAGAUGAAGCAAAAAGGGAACGUGAAAGGAAACGAUUAGAUGAUGAACGUCGGCGAGCGGAAGAAGACCGUCGUCAGCAGGAAGAAAAUGAGCGGCGUUCACAUGAGAAACAACGACCAAAAAUGCCUAACCUGAGUCAUGGCAUGCAACAAGCAAUUGUAUCCGAAGGUGGUGAGCUGGAAGAAUUUGAAGAGAGUCAAAAUGUUCCGGAGAGAGCAACAAUAGCCGAACAUGAAGAUGAAAUGCAAAUGUAUCAAGAAGAAACAAUUACUAAAACUCAAUUUUAUGAAAUGGAAGGUAUUUUGCACAAGCAAACGGGCGAAAUUUUGACUUUUGUUGAGGCGAUACGCCAAGGAUUACUAGAUUUGCAUUCUGGUGGAGGGGAAUUCUACGAUAUUGUUUCGGGUGCUAGAAUUAGCCUAGAGAAAGCUGCGGAAUUAGGAUACAUUGAUGGUGGUUUCCAUGAAGUGCUUAACACUCAUUAUGGUGUACGUCAUCCAGAAACCGGUGAAAGUUUAUCUCUAUUAGAAGCUAUCCAGAUUGGUUUGUAUGAUCCAGAUGUUCGUCAAUUGCGAGACAUUGAAACAGGUGAUAUCCUGCCAAUGUACGAUUGUAUUUCUCGAGGAAUCAUAACACUUGAUACACAACAUCGAUUGGUUAAAAUGGGCAUAUUAAAACUGCCACCCUUGUCACUAGAAAGCGCUAUUGAGCAAGGAGUUGUAAAUAAGGAGACGGGCUACUUCACCGGAAAGUACACGAGAGAGACAAUGCCACUGAAGGAUGCCCUAUACAACGGAUAUAUUCAGAUUGGUGGAUGCCGUCCACAUACGAUGAUUGCAAUCACCCUAUCUGAUUGUCUUGAAACAGGCCUAAUUGAUGGUUACGCCGGUGAAUUUCUGGACAAACAUAGCGGCGAAAAAAUUACCUUACGCGAAGCUGUUUCGAAACAAUCUGCACUCUUAAAUUUGCAUGUUCCAGAAAUUGUGAAAACGGAUGAAAAUCGGCGUAUUACUUUAGGUGAAGCAAUUGUACGUAAUGCAGUAAAUACUCGUCAAGGCAAUUUUAAUGAUUUGCAAAAAAGUCAAUCUCUUACACUUCAAGAAGCUUUUUCAAAAGAUCUCAUACAGAAACCCCUGACGCUUACAGAGAUUAGUCAGAAAGAUUUGAUCGAUUCAACAAAUAAAUUCAUAGAUGGAGGCACCAAAAGUCGUUUCACAUUAUUAGAAGCAAUUGCCGUUGGUUUAUUAGAUCCGGACAUACGUCAUAUUGUCGAUCCUGAUGAAAAAGAUGUGGUUUCCAUUGCAGAAGCUUUAGAGCGAGGAUUACUGGAAUCUGAUGGUAAAAUUGUUCUUCAAAAGCAGCAAAAAGUUUUUUCUGUAAAUGAAGCAGUCAGCGAUGGAUUAUUGAUCAAACGUGUACGACAUUCUAUUUUUAAUGUGAAAGGUAUCAAGAAUACGAAGACAAAAGAAAAUUUGACUUUUAAUGAGGCGGUAGAUUGUGGUAUAAUUAUACUGCAAGCUGAAAGAAUUGUCGACUUUGCUACAAAUAAAAGUUUCCUUAUAACUGACUGUAUGGACAAAGAUUUAUUGGAUCCUAUGCUUUUCGAACUCUUAACGACAUCGUUGGGUAUCAGAAAUGGUCCAAGACAAGAUAUGACGGUUAUUCGUGCUGUAGCAAAGGGAUUUAUUGAUCCUCAAAAAGGUGUUUACGUUGAUAAACAGACGAAUAGGGAAUUAUCUCCGAAACAAGCGUAUGAUAAUGGAUUGUUAACUCUUAAAGGAGCUUUACAAUUAUCAGCGAUGCUUGAUAUUCAUCCUUCUCUGGUAACACCAGUCAAGAAAAUUGAUCAUAAGAAGCGAAUUAGACGACCGGGGCAAAGAGAAGAUACAACAACGGAUGAAGUGAAGGUAACAUUGGCAGAAGCUAUGAGGCAAGGUUUAGUCGAUUCGCGCACACAUCGUUUCCGUCAGGGUGAUACUGAGAUGAGUUUUGAAGAGGCAUUAAAGCAAGGAUUAAUCCAUCCAUCUGACGAAUGGAUAAUUCCGUCUAAAACAGGUGCUGGUCCUACUGUGGAGGAGAAGAUAACUGAAUCUGUAACUGAAACGGCUCAACAAUUAGCGCCAAAAUUUUAUCCAGAUAAAAAUAUUGAGGAAACUGUAACAACUAUUAGGAAAGUGAAAAAAACAGAAACAACAGCAUUGGGCGGUCCAGGUGGUGUGUCAGUUUAUCGCGCAGUUGCUGGUAGUAAAGAUUCAUUUGAAAUACCAGCUGAAGGUUAUCAUAUUCUGGACGCAGAACGUAAAGAUUAUGUAAAUCUUAAGACAGGAACUGUUUCUCUACCAAAUUUAAAUCGUUCGCUAACUUUACAAGAGGCAUUUCAAUUGGGCGUUCUUGACAGUAAAAGUGUUACUGUUGUAGAUCCAUCAACUGGCAGUCACAUUCCCAUUAUAGAAGCAAUGAAUAAAAUAAUUGAUAAAAACGGUUUUAUGAAAAGGAACGGUCAAAUGAUUAAUUUCGAAACGCUAAUUAAUGACAAGAUAGUGCUAGUGGAGGCUGAGGCACCAGUUGGAACAGGAAGUUCGAUGAAGAAAGUGAUGCAGUUUUCGCCAGGUUCUGAAGCAGUCAUAAGUUUUCGUCCAAUUGGAACUCCAACUGUGGAAGAAACAGAACAAUCGUGGACAUUUGAUUCAGGUAGAGGUGAACUGAUUGAUCAUGUUACUGGUGAACGACUUACUCUUGAUGCAGCUUUUGCUUUUGGUAAAAUUAGCCGUGAGGAUUUACGUGUCUUCGAUACUUUAACUGCACGUGAGAUGUCAUUUGAAGAGGCUGAAAAGUGGGGUGUUAUCGAUGAGAAAAGUCGUUAUUAUUUGGAUAAACGAGAGAAUAAACGAUAUUCUUUGGCUCAAGCGGCUUUACAGCAUCGUAUUUUUCCAACAGGUGGUGUACCUGAAAAUGCUUCUGAUGCAAUCCAUACCACUUAUAAAAUACAAAAGCGAAGUGAAUUAUCAAAAAAAGAAGCGCUAUUCGAUGGGCCUUCAGAAUAUACGGAGCAAACGUUAAUGAAUGCGCUGGAUUCAGAUUGGUACAAUGCGCAAAGCGGUGUGUUUAUUGAUCCUCAAACAAAGAAGCAAAUGUCUUUGAAAGAGUCAAUAAUUAAAGGAUUGUUCAAUCCAUAUGGUACGACUGUAUUGGAUAAACGCCGAAUGCGUGAACUAUCACUUCUAGAAGCGAUAGAUGAAAAUAUUAUUAAUGAUAGGGAAGGAACGGUGUUAGAUACAGAAACAGGGAAAUUUAUUGAUCUAAAAACAGCUCAUUCACAAGGCCUUUUGAGAAGCAAAGGUUUACCGUGCAGUCUAGAAAGAACUUCGAUAUCUGGAAAGCUUGAUCCGUCUACAGGUCGACUGUCAAUCCCAACUGGAGAUAAUGCCAAAAUUUCAGAUGCGAUUGAAACUAAACUUAUCGACAGGCAGAGUAUCAUUUUCCAUGAUCCAACAACAGGUGAACAAUUACCUGAAAUAAUGACCUUUCCUCAGGCUCUUACUAGUGGUGCAUUAAUUGAUUCUGGUUCAAGAACAUUUACUCCACAGAAACCUCAAUCAACACGUUUAGUAGAGCGAAAAUUGCAGCUUACUCCUUACGCGCCAGAACGUGCGGAAAAAUCCACAGUUGCUGUUAUGGAACAGCGUAGUUUAGGUGCAGGACGUCAAGAGAUAGUUGAUUUAGGUGGUGGAAAACAGGUGAUGGUAAAAGUUAUACGUGGAGAAGGAGGUGUUGAGAAAGGUGAAUAUGUUGAUCCAUCAUCUGGGAUGAAAUUUACAAUUCAACUGCAUGGUGAUCCAUACAUGACUGAAGCAAAAACUGUGGUAAAAAGUACCGCACAAAUGCAGUCUAUUCAGUUGGAACCACAUGCUGAAUUUGUUGGUAUUGAUAAGAUAAGAGAUAAAAGAAAUGGUCGUAUCAUGUCAUUGCAAGAUGCUCAACGAAUUGGUAUUGCACGCAUUGAUAAAAAAGGAAAGCAGAUGACGAAGACAUAUUCAGUUUUUAGAUCGAACAUUCAAAAUGCUGUCGCAAGAGGUAUAGUUGAUGCUCGUGGUGAAAAGUUAAGUUUGGAAGAUGCUGUUCGAGCAACGUUAAUUGAUUUACAAAGCUUAACUUAUCUCAAUCCAAAAACUGGUGAUGCUCUAACAUUAGCACAAGCGGCAAAUAUGGGUCUUGUGGAUGUUACCUUAUCGGAAACAUUACCAAAAGGUGUAUCGCACCCAGCAAAUGGGGAAAGGAUAUCAGUACAAAGAGCGAUAGAACUUGGUAUUGUAAAUCCGAAAACCGGUGAAGUGAAGAAUCCGUUCACUAAUGAGAAAUUAGCUUGGUUAGAUAUUAUGAAACCUGUAUAUACAAGUCUUACGAUGGAAGGAGUUUAUGAUCCAACAAAAGGAUAUGGGGUACCAAUUCUAACCGCUCUCACCGAAGGUCUUAUUGAUGCUAAUACAGGACAAUAUUCAAAUAUUAUUACAGCAGAGAUAAUAACGCUGAAGGAUGCUUCUAAUAAAGGUUUAAUUGAUGCUGAAACUUAUAAAGCUAUCACAGAACCAUUUCUGUUGGAUUAUCGUACAAAAAGAAAACUUAAUCUGAUUGAGGCUGUUCAGAAUAAACUAGUGGAUCCAAGAAAUAAAACUGUUCAAUUUGAUGAACAAAUUAUUAUGCCUGUUUCACGUGCUACUGCAGAAGGUAAAAUACCGUUAUUUAUUGGUGAGAAAUUGAAACGUAUUGAUAAAAUGACAUUUGCCGAAGCAUUAAGCAAAGGUAUGAUUGAUGUUGCACAAAAUCGAUUUACUGAUUCUGAUUCGGGAAGGCAGAUGUCGAUUAAUCAGGCAAUAGAGGAAGGAUACAUUGAUACCGGUAAUAUUGAAUCUCUGGAAGACUCAAAUGAGCGAAAUCUGGCAAAUAUAUUGUCCACAGAACAAUUUGAUGAGAUUUCCGGACGAAUACGGGAUAAAAAAUCAGGCCUUUACUUAACUUUCAAAUCCGCUGUUGAUCGUGAUGUUAUUGAUGGUGAUUCUUUGUUGCAUGAUCUAGAAUCGAGCCAUACAAUGACAGUAAAAGAAGCAUUGAAUCAGGGACUUAUCGAUUCAGAUGGCAGAUAUAUCCACAAACGUGCUGGAGUUAAAAUUACACUUAAGGAUGCCGUAGCAAAAGGUCUGAUCGCUCUGAUUGCAUCUCCUAUGCAAGCUGCUCAAGCGGUCGCAGAAGCCGUGAAACUUCGCGAUACUGAAGGUUAUAGGUUCAAGUUGGAGUCAGUUGAUGAACGAAAAAUUGGAAGUGAAACACCACGCUAUAGAGAAGAGAUAAUAAUCGGAAAGCUUCCGCCAUCUCAUCGUCCUGAACCUAGUCUCUCACGUCGAGUUCGGUCGAUCUCAGAAGCAUCACGAGGAAGUAGAGGAAAAAGCCUAAUUGAUGAUCCUCAAGCUAUGGCUGAUUUGCAGCAUGAGUUUUUAGAUAAUCUACGAGGACGUGGUUUUGAUGUUGAAGAAAAAGUUAUCGAGCAUCCAGACGGUGGUGCACGAGUUUCCAUUCGUGAGGCAGCGGAAAGUGGCCUGCUAGAUGUUAUCACUGGUGACAUUGUUCAUCCAACAAGUGGCCGACGAUAUUCGAUUCCACGAGCAUUGCAUAUGAAAAUGAUGACUCCUGAUGCAGCCAAACGGAUGAUGGAAACAUUAAAUAUCUCUGUAGAGGAUUUAGGACAUACGCCACUAAUUGAGUCUGUUAGCGUUAGUCCUUCAGAAUCCGGUGUUAAAGUUUACACGAAAACUAUCAAUUGGCGCGGUCAACCAUCUGAAUUACGACAAACAAUUACUGAUCCACUUGCCCCAUAUACAACCUAUGCAUCAUCAACAUCAUCCACAACGAUACGAACUUCCGAUGUGUUCCCUCAGUAA
Messenger RNA from Cercopithifilaria johnstoni, 10218 nucleotides. NCBI's taxonomy places the organism in Eukaryota, Metazoa, Nematoda, Chromadorea, Rhabditida, Onchocercidae. The record is from the annotation of a GenBank genome assembly.